This is a messenger RNA of Mangifera indica (mango), 1755 nucleotides long. RefSeq lists its product as uncharacterized. The coding region runs from base 862 to 1344 and encodes 160 amino acids. The transcript is spliced from 2 exons. The record is from RefSeq and is a predicted model, not a curated record. NCBI's taxonomy places the organism in Eukaryota, Viridiplantae, Streptophyta, Magnoliopsida, Sapindales, Anacardiaceae.
GGUGUUCCAGUUCUUGGUAGAGAGAGAGAUAGGUGGAGAAUGAGUGGGAGUGAGAGAUAGCUAGGCCUAUUUUUGUAAUUUUGAUAAACUGUUUCUCUCUCCGGUGAAGAGUUUCCGGUUCUUUCGGUGAACUCUGACUGAACUUAAGCGUCUCCGUUUUCUUGCCUGUGAAAUUUUGUUUGAGUUUCCCGGUGACUUUCCGGUUACGGGAGGGAGAAUUUUGCCGUUUGAUCUUCCCUGAUCACGGAUAACUUCAAUUUUGCUCCUCAAGGUCCUGACCUUUUUUUUUAAAUCCAUUUUUUAAAGAUAAAAUUUGAUUUUGUUGAUGAUUUUGAAACUUUUUUGUAGAAGACCAAGGUUGACUUUAUUCUAUGCCGAUCAAAAUCCCAAAUUUUUUAGCUUUAAUGAAUUUUUUUAAACUAAUUUUUCUAUCAUAUUUGUGUGUGUAGGCUGGAAUUGGUUCAUUUUAAUAGAUUUCCCAUAAUUGUGAGUAACUUAUGCAAAUAAAUGAUGUUUGUGUUGUUGGGUAAUGACGCGUUGAUUUGAUUUAGAAGAAAACUUUUUGUUAUAAUUGAUUGUGCCACUUUUGACUUGGGUUUAGUUAAUUGAGUUGAAAGUUUGAGAUUGUGAGUUGAGUUAAAUAUAUCUUUCUUAAAUUGGUGUUAUAGUAAUUUGAGUUUCCUGAUAUAGUGGUUACUGCAACAGGCAUUAACCACUUGCGAGGAGCUUCAAUUCCAAUUUUUUUUUUGCAACCCAAAUUUGGUGUUAACAGAUCUUCAAAUAUUAGUCCAAUUUUGGUGGGAUCAUAUUUGGUGUUUUGGAUGAAAUGGCAGUUUCUUUGACUAGAUUUUCAUACUGGUUAUGAGUGGUAGUAAAGAAAAAGAGCCUGUGUCAAAUGGGUCUUCAUUAAGUUCACAAUCUAAGGAGUGGACUACUUUUGGUGAUGCCGUGAAAUUCCCAUCAUCUAGGAUAGCUUCCACACAGAGAAGGGUUAAGAAAAAAUGGCAAAGUAGGGAAGAGAGGAAGAGGGUGGACGAGGAGUAUGAUAUCGUGUUGGUGCCAUCUGAUGGUGGUGUUUGCAUAUCAGGAUCUGAAUCUGAUGAUUCUGAUUGGUCCAUUGGGUGGUUAGAGCAUCAUGGGGCUGAUUUUCUGUCUGAUCACUCUGAUAAUGAGUCUGACGAUAGUUUUGCAGUGUUGGUUCGUUGUUAUAGGCCUGGUUCCAAGCAGAUUGUUGAGGUUUCAAAUAACCAGCUCUUCACUGCCGCCAAGAAUCCACCAAAUAAGCUCUCUCCUGAAGGGAACAACUUUAUGGAACAGUGGCUUCAGUCUCUUCAGAAUUUCUGAAGCCUGGUAUACCCUACGUACAUGCCAUUACUGAAAUAGUUCUUCAUGCUGUGAUGCAUUUUGAAGAACCAAAUAUAUUAAAUGUAUAAAAUAAGAGAACAAAACUAGAGAAACUGUAUUGGGAGCAGGAAAAAUAAUUGGUAGAAUCUGCAUCAGCUUCUUCAGCAGACACUGGAAGGAUUAAGACAUGCUAAAUCUGGAGAUGAGUUGAUAGACAGAGACAGACCAAUUUGGGAAAAGCCUUAAGUAUGGUGAAAAUUUUUGUGUAAAUAUGAUAUGUGAAAUAUGUCUGUGGUAUUAGCUAGCCCCCUGAUGUGUAAAUAAAUUCUUAUGCCUGCCAUGGCUCAUGGAUGGCAAACUUGUUAACCUCUUUAAUAUAAAAUUUCUACUCUGGGUACUGUGUUUAUAAAA